AUGCAGACUGCUUUUACCAUUAUAGGUUGCCACAUGUGCAAUAAAUCCAUCCAUGAAAUUUCCUUGCUACUAAAUAUUCCACGGUCAACUGUUAGUGGUAUUAUAACAAAGUGGAAGCAACAACAGCAACACAAAGUGGUAGGCCACAUAAAAUAACAGAACGGGGUCAGCAUAUGCUGAAGCGCACAGUGCACAGAAGACACCAACUAUCUGCAGAGUCAGUAACUAAAGAUCUCCAAACUUCAUGUGGCCUUCAGAUUAGCACAACAAUUGUGCGUAGAGAGCUUCAUGGAAUAGGUUUCCAUGGCCAAACAACUGCAUCCAAGCCUUACAUCACCAAGUGCAAUGCAAAGUGUUGGAUACAAUGGUGUAAAGCACACUGCCACUGGACUCUA
Messenger RNA from Staurois parvus, 395 nucleotides. The record is from the annotation of a GenBank genome assembly. NCBI's taxonomy places the organism in Eukaryota, Metazoa, Chordata, Amphibia, Anura, Ranidae.